This is a messenger RNA of Athalia rosae (coleseed sawfly), 8243 nucleotides long. It is a transcript of the gene CdGAPr, whose product is annotated as rho GTPase-activating protein 32. Gene Ontology annotation, biological process: small GTPase-mediated signal transduction. NCBI's taxonomy places the organism in Eukaryota, Metazoa, Arthropoda, Insecta, Hymenoptera, Athaliidae. Gene Ontology annotation, molecular function: phosphatidylinositol binding; GTPase activator activity; protein binding. The record is from RefSeq and is a predicted model, not a curated record. The coding region runs from base 574 to 5547 and encodes 1657 amino acids. The transcript is spliced from 8 exons.
AAACAGGUCAGGUUGGGCAGGUUCACUGACAGCGUACCGAAAACAGCGUCUAUUCCGUUGAAUGAAUAAGAGUCGCCUCGCAAUGCUCCGUGUGCUGGUGCCUAUUGGGAAAAAAAAAUGUGCGCCGAAACAGUGAAUGAUAUUCUCGAAACGAAAGCAGAAGAUCUGAGGUUUUCGAGGCUCCGAUAAUCCCUCGAUUAAUCACCAGGCUCCCGUAUAAAUGUGUGCAGUGGACGUUCGUUACCUCUGAGGUUUGAGGUUGUGUAGCCAGUGGUUCUCAAUUCGGGAGUGGUAAUUUCACAAAACCCCCGGACUGCAGGUGACAGCGAUAGGCUAAUUCGGGUGCCGAGACGUGGUUGUGCGAAAAAAAAGGAAGGAAUAAUAAUGAAAAAAUUAAAAUGCUGGUCAUUCGGUGGUAACGAUCAGGAAAUGAAAAGCGGCGCCGGAUAUUUCAGCGAGAAAGUAAUGCUCAACAGCUCGACGGACAAGUGAUAGGUCACCCUGGCGUGCAGAAGGACGGGGCAUCGUCGGCCGGGGUCAUCUUCGUCUUCGGCUUCGGAGAAGUCGCAGAGGAUGCCUGGACCGACAUCGGAGAGACCUCGUGCCCACAGGCUGACGGAUAUCGAGCCUCAAGCUGCAAAGGGAUUGGGAAACAACAAAACAGACGACUUGAGUACGCCAGGAAGUUCGGGGGCUAAUAUGGGCAGCAUUGCGAGAUUCCCAAAAUUAGACGAAUGCGCCCACUUUCACUAUGAACAUGUAGAACUCGGUACAUUGGAGGUUUCGGUUAGUGAAGACCCAAAUGACGAUACGUACGACGUAAGAGUGACUUCUGGAGACGCUUGUUGGACUCUGCAGCGAUCCUAUGAGAACUUUGUCAUGUUCGACAAACAAUUGCAUCGGUGUAUAUUUGACAGGAAGUUUUCCUCGCUAACCGAGCUUCCGGACGACCAACCGGAGAACACCACUGGGGUGCUAAAGGAUUAUUUGUCACGAUUUUCUCAGCUAAGUCAUGAGGGCUUAAAUUGUGGGCCCGUUCUAAAUUGGCUACAACUGGACAAUAGGGGAAGAAGAAUUCUUGUCCCGGAGGCUGAUUCGUGUCCAAUUAACACGCCGGCUGUAGCUGCCGCGUAUGCUGUUAGACCCUACACCGCUCAAGCUCAAGAUGAGAUUUCUUUCCAGGUCGGAGACAUGAUUUCGGUAAUUGAUAUGCCACCUCCUGGAGAAAGCACCUGGUGGCGAGGAAAACAUGGUUUUGCUGUUGGAUUUUUUCCUGCGGAAUGUGUUGCUGUUAUUGGCGAUAAAGUGCCCCGGCAUUUAACUGUAUCUACAACAGUACGCUCGAGACUUCCAGUCAAACCGGUGCUUCGGAAACAUGGAAAACUCAUAGCUUUCUUUAGAUCAUUCAUUCUCAAUAGACCCUCAAGAAGGAGACUGAAACAGUCUGGGAUUUUAAAGGAACGAGUAUUUGGUUGUGACUUGGGGGAGCAUUUAUUGAAUUCAGGUCAAGAUGUACCAACGGUGCUUACCUGCUGUGCCAAAUUCAUCGAAACCAAUGGCCUGGUCGAUGGCAUUUACCGUCUCAGUGGAGUUACGUCAAACAUACAACGAUUGAGGCAUGCCUUUGACGAAGACAGGGUACCUGCUCUGCAUUCCGAUGAAAGCAUCUUACAAGACAUCCAUUCGGUUGCUUCGCUACUGAAAAUGUACUUCAGAGAAUUGCCAAAUCCGUUAUGCACGUAUCAGUUGUAUUCCGCUUUCGUCGGAGCAGUACAGGCCGAAACAGAUGCUGAGAGAUUAAGAUACAUGAGAGAAGCUGUGAGAAAACUUCCCCCACCACAUUACCGAACACUUGAGUUUCUAAUGCGACAUCUGGCAAGAGUAGCAGCCUGUGGAAAGGAGACUGGUAUGACUUCUCGUAACGUGGCUAUUGUAUGGGCUCCUAAUCUACUCCGUUGCAAGGAACUAGAAGUCGGUGGGGUGGCGGCUCUCCAAGGGGUUGGGGUGCAAGCAGUUGUGACUGAAUUCCUAGUUUGUUACGCUGAACUUAUUUUUGGCGACGGUCCGGUGGGAAGGCCCAAGUCUUUGGCCAUCACGACACCUGCUAGACUUCUGAGUCUUGAAGAAGCUAGGAGUAGAGUUCUCCGAGGAGAAUCCGAUUAUAUCGAAGUCGGAGCUGGCCCAGCUGGCCUACCUCUUCACUAUCACACCGUCAUCGAGCUACCGAGGAAGCGACAUGGAUCAAAGCGGUCGCCCUCUCUGAAUUGGAGAGCGUUGUUCAGUAGAGGUGGACUCGGAGCACGAGGAAAAACUAGGCAAGCAAGAACCCCCCCACAGGUCGAAGUACCAAGUUCAUUGAACUCGUUGAGAAGGUUACGACCUGUUAAAAGUGCUGAUAGUUUGGAUGGCGAGGAUAGCCUCGGACCUCUUCUGGGGCCACCACCUAUCAGGCCUUGCGGUCACAGUCGCUCCGUAUCUCAUGAUUCGUACUUUGAUCAUCUGGCUGAUGCGCCAAGUGCUAAUUCUCCGUUAGACUUGUCCGAAAUACAGCUGAAUUUUGAUCUGGAAGAACGGGAAAUGAGGAUGUUCUCGGAAGAUGAAGGUGGAGGUAUAGCUUCAGUCGAAGCUUCUCCGAGAAGGCAACGAGCCGAGGGGCCACAGUGUGCUGUUAUCACAGGGGGGUCCAAGAGAAAGAGAUCCAGACUGGAAGAGAGAUUGCACUGCGACGUCGAAUUGAGAUUCAUCGAUAGUCAAAGCCCAGAUCAAGUCAUGGUUUCCGCAGACGUGCAUGGUACAGAAACUCCUUCCCCUCUACCCACGCCAGGGUACUUACCGCUACUUUCCGAAGCCUCGACACCUCUGACACCGGCAACUUUACCGAGAACUCCGCCAUCUAUAUCACCGAAUCCAGCUAAUAGUCCUAGAAUAAGUUUCCGAAGCUUUACAUUACCCUUAGAUCUUGGAGAUGAGCAAACCAAUCAGGAGAGAUUGAAGAGAGUUACCGCGUCCUCAGACAGAAUCUCUAAUUCUAGUCACAGACUAUCUGCAAAUUUCAAUACCGAAAACGACGUCAAAUUGGCUGAAAGAAUCGCGACACCUCUUUCGGACCAAGACAUGACGCCUUGCGAACGAAUUACUCCCACUUACGACAGGCUUACAGAAUCUUACGACAGUCGAAUAACAGCUUCUUCGGAAGGACAAGAAAUUUCAGAUGAAUCUUGUCACAGAGUAUUGGAUUCACCUGAUCAGGAAAUGACACCGUGUGACAAACUGACGCCUGCUACUAGUUGCACGAGUUACGAUGGAAUCACGUUGCCGUCUAAUGAAAUCCUUGAAUCCAGCUCGAGCUGCGAACGAAUAUUGCCACUAAGUCCAAUUAAAACGAGUCAUGACGAAAUUCCUCAACAAUCCGAAUCACUAGCAGCGCGCCUGGGUAACGCUACACGCGAAGAUAACAAUCUCGAAUCUCCCGACUGUCUGAUAUCAUCUGAAUUGCAGGACAAUACCGAGUCGGAGGAGCGUAGCGACUCCAUUCUGCAGAGUCAAAAUCUUUCGCAAAGCACAUCUCUGAGUUCGCAGACUGAAGAAUUGAUAGCUGGUACACUUAAAACACUGGGCAGCGAACCUAGUAAGUUACCACUAACUAAUACAGAUCUGGAUUCGCCAAUGUCUUGUGAACAGACUCUAGAAGAUUUACCAGAUUCCGGAUUUGUCAUUUGCGAUAGUUCCGACCGAAUGCUCACAAAUACAGAAAACCAACCCCACAUGACGUCAAACCCCAACGACUCUGGCGAGUGGGUGAUGGUUGAAAGGACCUCGGAAUCUGGAGUUUCGCCUACUAGCGUUUCUGGCGAUUUGACCGAUCAUUUGCCCGAGACUGUCGAUCCUGCAUUAGCCACAGACGCACCACAGGUGCAAUCUUUGUCAGAAAAUAAUUCUCGUACGUCGCUUGACCUAACAAUGGCCUCCACAAUUGGUACGGACGUUGACACAUCUUGUAUGGGUGUUAGUGAUUUCACAGAAAGUCCCGUUGUACAAAUUCAAGAUUCUAAAAACUCGGCGUUGCAUGCAAACGAGACUAGGGAGAGCAAAGAAAUGAUGGAGCAUGACGAGCGCCUUGAAGAAAAGACAACUUUCAUUCCCAACGAUCGUAGUCAGGGAAGUUUUCACUCUAUGGAUGCCAAUAACGGAUUGGGGAAUAACGUGCAGUACGUAAUGCACGAACAAACUCUACCUUCUCAAAAAGACAAAGCUUCCGGGGACACAGAAAAUGGACAGAUUACCUCGAGACAUCAACUGAACUUGGAUUUGAAUUAUGGGAACAAACGGAACCCGCAAGCUACGAAGCCGCAGGAAACUCAUUUUGACGAUUCCGAAGCAUGUUCGCGAGACCUAUCUUUCGACGAUCAUUGUGAGAACAAGAGCAACACGACGCCCAAUGAAAAUAAGAAUUUCGAUCAGCAAAACGAUUUCCAAUUUAUUACAUCACAAGAUUGCGAACAGCCACAGCAACAAUCCCAGUCAUCUCCAGAUCGUGAGAAUGCUUCGUAUAAUAACAAAAGUCCGGAGCACCGAAAAUUCCACAGUCCAACGUCCGACGUUCGACCGAGUUAUAGGCAAACCCCUAAAGCGCAACAAAAUCACGGCGCGCAGUCGACGUACCAUUCUGAACACAGACAGGCAGACGAUGACUUUUCGGAUCUAACGCACCCGAACAGACAUCCCCAUGUCAAUGUCAACAAGAAGUCGCAUCAUUUGCAGGACAAUUUCGAAGUAGUAAUACCGUCGGAAAAUGCUGCGGAACCGUGCGAAAUAGCUCAUGCUCCAGAGGGGGCAUCGGAAGCACCAUCUUUGGACUCAUCUUGCACGUUCUCCAACGCGUCGUCACCGGUCGAUGAUUCCGUGGUGCUUCGCGACACAGCUUCGAUUCUGGAAGAGUUGGCAUUACAGAGAUUAUCUGGAGGAAUGCACGAUAUGCCGAUAGCACCCAGGAGGAGGUACGACUCCGAAGUAACGAGGGAGCGCAGAAGUUUCGACGCUGAGAUAGGGCGAGAAAUUGUCAGAGAACGUAAAAUGAGGCAGGAGCUGGAUUCUGCUCGCGGAAAAUCCGAGGAACCGCCAAGCAACGGAUCUCAACAUUUACCACCGUGUUUGCGAGCCAGGCAAGCCAGAGCCACCCGCGCCGCUCUGAGCCGGUCUUUGGACGAAGCUAAGUUCAACAGAAUGACAGGAGGUUCGUCUUUGCCGCCGAGACAAUCCUCCGAAGAUUCUCAGCACAGUUCUACGCCAAACGUCGGUGCGCAAUCUUCCAUGAUUUCUUCUAAUAGCUCGGACCGUACGUCGCAAAAAAAUUUAGGGGGCAUAGAUUUGGGAGAUCCGAGAUGCAGAGAACGAAUAGAAAGGUACAAAGAAGAGAGACGAACAUUUCUCAGAGAUAAGUACAGAUCGGAAAGCUUUCGAGGGGCGCGAUUGAGAGCAGAAGACGAGGGGGAACAAGCUCUGUUGGCCAGAUUGAAACAGAGAGCUUCCAGGCCAUCCCUUCAUUGACCAAGUGAUAUUUAUAAGCUCUAUGCUUUUUGUCUUUGUGAAAGCAGAUGCCUGUUAUAUUUUACGAAUAGUAUGUGAAAGUAGGUGUAUUAUUAUUUCGUCGUCGAAUCUCAAUACUUCAACAGAUUUUAUUCUGAAAAUAUUCGUACAAUAUUGCUUGGCUGUUAUUUCAACUUUGCCAAUCGCUGAUGCAGCUGAUGAUACUUGUAGGGGGAAAAAAACUUUCUCCGAUAUCGGUCGCUGAGCAUUCGCAAAAAAAUAAUCCAUGAUGUGUCGCGGAUAGAAGGAGCGUAAUUUACGUCGUUUCCGGAUCUGCUCAGUCGAGGGGCUGAAGCGUCUGAGAUGUACCAGAGCAAAUAACAUGAAUCUUAUAUGGAUAAUCUGAAGUAUUGCCAAAUUACUUAUUUUCAAUACUGCUACUUCUCGCUCUUUCAAUUCUGCCGUCGUCUGGUCCAAAGGUAAAACGGCUUUGAAACAUUUCAAUAUUACUCGAGGGCCAAAGGAACUGGUAAAGUUAACGGUUCUGCAAGCAAUUCAUUCCUCGUAUAUUUUGGUUGAACUAAAUAAAAUUUUCACCCGUGUUGGAUUUUUUUUUUUUUUUUUUUUUUUUUAAAUUCUGUAAUUCAUUUUACCUGGCUUAUAAUCCUCCAGAGUUUCGACUCAGCACGAGGGUAGAUAACGGUCUGUCUGCUACAUUCAAAUGACUGAAAAGUUCGCAGUGUCUAUCAAGGGGGAUUUUACCACGUAAAAAUAAAAAAAUAAUAUUUUGUUACGUUGUGUUACCAAUUAGAUUGAUUAUCGAUGAUUUUGAUGUUCGAAGCCCAAAAGGUUGUGUUUGCUUACAUAUCUAGUAAUUUUUAGGCAAAAAAAAGAAGAAAUCUGGCAAAUUUGUCCAGAUCUGAUUAAAAAAGUUUGUAAAAUCUUAUUUUGUAAAUUUUUUGCUACGUGAAAUUUUUAUUUCUUGGCAUUUUAUUCAUCUUAUUACAUUUUAUACUGUGAAUAGAAUCUAUAGCUCUGGUGCGUCUCGAAAAUACCAAGAUUACAAAUUUCAUCAGCAAUUGAACUAAUGAGCCACGAUUCCUUUUUUUCUUUUUUCUUCUUUUUUUUUAAAUAUUAUUAUUAUUUUUCUAUAGUUUACUUGUAACGAACUGAGUAUUUUAUAUAACGUAACGCUAAAAUGUUGAAUCACUAUUAUUAAAUAUUUUUUUUUUUUUCAAUGUGGACAGGUCCAUAACAUGAUAAUAUAAAUGUGUUUUGUACAUGCUAGCUUUUAAGUAGGUAGAUUAGGUAAUAUAUUAAGUUGAUAUGAUCAUUGAAUCGAUUGCUGGUGAAAAAAUUUAUCCAAAAUCAAGAUUACUAUUACAAGUUCGGCAACACGUUUUUUUUUUUCACGUUAGCCUAACUGUGUUAGUCACAUAUAUUUGAAACAACAUUAAUUUAAGAAGGGAAAAAAAGCAAAAAAAAAAUCACCAUUCGAAAAUUCUUAGCAACGAUUAUCGUGUUUAUUUAGUCUUACAAUAAAAUCUACUAAUACCGUUUGACAAUUACUUGAAAAAUGUAACGACAAUAUAAUGUAAUAAUUUUAUCUGAUAACGACAUGCGUACGUAUACUUACAAUUAGAAAAGUGAAAUGUUCCAAUGGAAGAAGAAUCAGUAAGUAACAAAAACCGGACCAUAAAUGUUAAGCCAUUAAGUCUCGUAAUUAUACAAUAUAUUAUAUUAUAUGAAUAUAUCGAAAAUAGCAGAUAGUUUCGGAAGACGGGCCAUCCAUCUGUCUAGAACAGCUUUAAUUGUUGGAAUUUCGGCCUGGUUUCAACGCGAUGUACAAACUACUAUUUUCCGAUUAACUGUUACCUCCAUUGUUUUGUCAUCGAAGUUUCGAGAGAAGAUCAUAUAAUUUGCUCUGAGAAUGUGCUCUAUGUAUAAUCGGAAGUUCGCUGGAUUGUCGUUAUCGCAAUUAUUUCGCCAAUGAAACAACGUUCCAAGUUCCGUCUUAUUGAUAGAAAAUAGAUAUUCGUUAGUUACAUGCAUCAGACCUAUCUAAUCAACUGAUUGUCGGCCAAAUAUUUUAAGAAAUCAAAAAAAAAAUAAAUAAAUAACUAAAUAAAGUUUAAACAAUUUAUCCGCGUAUCGAGAUACGUGACAAUGCAUGACUUAUAACUCCAGCGCAAUAAUAUACCAUGAAUAUUUAUUUUUAACAAUUUGAAAAUUCACGAUUACAGUUAUUGACUAUAUAGGAUUAUUAUACAUAUAUACAGAAAAAUAUUAUUACCCGGUUCUACGAUAGUCGAUAGAUAUAUUAAAGUAUUUGAAAAAUAGAGAAAAGAGUUUAAAAAAAAAAAAAAAAUUCAAACAAUAAGUGGAAACUUCUCUAUACUUAUAUACACAAAGUUAUAAAUUAAAAUAACAGAAUAGAUGAAAUAAGUUGAAGACUAAUAUCUUAAACUUGUAUUGUCUAAUACUCUAAUAGUAAUCUUGUGUUUUGAAGAGGGGUUAUUAUUAAACACCCGAAAAAUGUUUAACGGCCUCGAUAAAUUUUUCAUUGCUUCAUUAACUAGCUUAUAAAUGUUUUGUUAUUAAUGAACAUCUGUUUCGCUCAUCGCAUUAUUAUUAUCAUUAUUAUUAUAUUAUAUUAAAAAAAUUAUAUGUAAACUAUUAUAAAUAUUAUAAAUAUGAAGAUAAAUAUUACAUCCUAU